AUGACGAGGAUGAGCACCCUAUUCUUUCUCCUCGUCGCCGGCGCAGCCGUCCUUCAUGCUGCUGCCGCGCUCGAUGCAACCGUCCCUGACGCCGCUGCUGCUGCCGCGCCCAGUGCAGCGCUUGACGGGAAGUGGAAACCGAUCACCAACAUCACCGACCCGCACGUCCAGGACCUCGGCCGGUGGGCUGUGGUGAAGCACACGUGGGUGUACAACGACGGGCUCAGGUUCAGCAAGGUGGUGAGCGGCGAGAUGCAGAUCGUUGACUUCGGCAUAAACUACCGGCUCGACGUCGACGCGCUGAGGAUGAACGACGCGCACGCCAUGUAUAAGGUGGAAAUGUUCGAGCAGGACUCGCCGACGGUCACCACCCGAAAGCUUGGAUCCUUGGUCCCGGCCAAGUGA
Lolium rigidum is the source of this 405-nucleotide messenger RNA. Its product is annotated as cysteine proteinase inhibitor 8-like. Lineage: Eukaryota; Viridiplantae; Streptophyta; Magnoliopsida; Poales; Poaceae. The record is from RefSeq and is a predicted model, not a curated record. Gene Ontology annotation, molecular function: cysteine-type endopeptidase inhibitor activity. The coding region runs from base 1 to 405 and encodes 134 amino acids. The transcript has a single exon.